Octopus sinensis (East Asian common octopus) is the source of this 5740-nucleotide messenger RNA. RefSeq names its product importin subunit beta-1. Gene Ontology annotation, cellular component: nucleus; cytoplasm. Gene Ontology annotation, molecular function: small GTPase binding; nuclear import signal receptor activity. Lineage: Eukaryota; Metazoa; Mollusca; Cephalopoda; Octopoda; Octopodidae. The record is from RefSeq and is a predicted model, not a curated record. The coding region runs from base 520 to 3150 and encodes 876 amino acids. The transcript has 24 exons. Gene Ontology annotation, biological process: protein import into nucleus.
GGGGGUUAAGGUCGGUGAUGUAUGUGAGUGUUUGAGGAAGGAUAACUCUUCUCUUACUCACUCUGUGUGUGUGUUUCAGUAAGUCAGCCACUCAGUCCACUUAUUGUUCAAAGCAUCCCCACAUGGGGGUCUGACCCGAGAGGUUUUUUUUUGGCACGAAAUAUCAAUUUUUUUUUAAAACACAACUUUUUUUUCUUGGUCCUGUUAUAUAAGCCUCCUGUGACAACAAUUACUGUGAUUAUUUGAAAUAAGAUUAAGCAGAAAGACAAGAGAAAAAAAAAAAAAAGCGUACUAAACUGGGUAUAUUAGUUGGACAUUUAAAAAAAAAAAAAAUUCUGUCUGUGUCUGUCUUUUUCUCCCUCUCUGUCCCUUAACAUAUUAAUUUGUUCUUCCUCUGGUUUAGAACGAAACUAUAUCAAGAAGAAUCUAUACAUAUUAUAUAUAUAAAUUAUCUAUAUAUAUAUAAAGAAUCCGGCUAAGUAAUUGAGAGGCGCAUCAUUCGAAAAAAUCUUAACCGCCAUGAAUCUGAUUACAGUUCUCGAGAAGACCGUUUCCACUGAAACAAGUGAGCUUGAAACAGCGCAACAAUUCCUGGAACAAGCCGCUCUACAAAAUCUACCUGAGCUACUAAAGAAAUUAUCUGACAUCUUAAAACAUGGAGGGAAUAGUCCAGUGGCCCGUAUGCAAGCCGGUCUACAGCUUAAAAAUGCUGUUUAUUCCAAGGAUCCAGCAAUUAAAACCACUUACCAACAGCGAUGGCUCCAGUUUAACGAAGAAAUACGAGUAUAUAUAAAGAAAAAUGUUUUGGAGUCAUUAGGGACUGAAACCAUUCGUCCAAGUUCUGCAGCCCAGUGUGUGGCAUACAUUGCUUGUGCUGAACUUCCCCAAGGGUUCUGGCCAGAUCUUAUUCCUUUGUUAACGCAAAAUAUUACCAAUCCAAACAGUACUGAAUUGAUGAAAGAAGCUACGUUAGAGUCUAUUGGUUAUAUUUGCCAGGAUAUAGAGCCAGAUAUAUUGGCAUCACAAUCUAAUGAAAUUUUAACAGCAAUUGUAAAUGGGAUGCGCAAAGAAGAAUCAAGUAAUCAUGUUAGAUUAGCUGCUACGAAUGCUCUGCUGAAUUCUUUGGAAUUCACAAAGUCAAAUUUUGAUAAAGAUUUUGAAAGGCAUUUUAUCAUGCAAGUUGUUUGUGAAGCUACCCAGUCUACUGAUACAAGGGUUCGUGUUGCUGCCUUGCAAUGCUUAGUUAAAAUUAUGUCCUUAUAUUAUCAAUAUAUGGAACACUACAUGGGUCCUGCUCUGUUUGCUAUUACGAUGGAGGCUAUGAAAAGCGAGAUAGAUGAAGUAUCUCUACAAGGAAUUGAGUUCUGGUCUACAGUUUGUGAUGAAGAGGUCGAUCUUGCCAUAGAACUUUCAGAAGCUGAUGAGGAAGGCCGACCUCCCGAAAGGAGCAGUAGGUUUUAUGCUAAAGGAGCUCUACAGUUCCUCGUUCCAAUAUUAUUGAUAACCCUUACAAAACAGGAAGAGUUUGAUGAUGAUGAGUGGAACCCAUGUAAGGCAGCUGGUGUGUGUUUGAUGCUGAUGGCCACAUGCUGUGAAGAUGACGUUGUAGGUCAUGUACUUCCUUUUGUCAAGGAACAUAUUGUCCAUACAGAUUGGCGCUUUAGAGAUGCUGCUGUUAUGGCAUUUGGAUCUAUCCUGGAAGGACCUGACCGCAAUAAGCUGAAGCCUAUCGUUGAACAAGCCAUGCCAAUGUUGAUAAAUUUGCUAAAGGACCGCAGUGUCGUAGUGCGAGACACUACAGCGUGGGCAGUUGGACGAGUGUGUGAAAUCUUACCUGAAGCCGUUAUUAACGAUACCUGUCUGCCGCCACUCUUAGAAGCUUUGGUACAAGGACUUGAGGCUGAGCCACGUGUUGCACACAAUGUUUGCUGGGCUAUAUCUGGUUUGGCAGAAGCAGCAUACGAAAUAGCUGCAGAUACUGCUGAAGAGAAUGUCGAGCCUGAAAUGUAUUGUCUUUCGUAUUAUUUUGAUGGUAUUGUUACCAAACUUUUGGAAACAACUGACAGGCCUGAUGCUAACCAGCACAAUUUAAGGAAUGCAGCCUAUGAGGCGCUUAUGGAACUUGUGAAAAAUAGUCCAAAGGAUUGUUAUGAAACAGUGAAAAACACAACUAUGAUUAUAUUACAACGGCUUGAAAAAGUUUUACAGAUGGAGGGUCACAUAAGUUCAACUUCUGAUAGGGUACAAUAUAAUGACCUCCAAUCAUUGCUGUGUGCUACACUCCAAAGUGUAUUGCGAAAGGUAACUGCUGAAGAUGCACCCAAAAUCUCUAGCCCGAUUAUGACAGCUUUAUUACAGAUGUUCAACACCUCUUGUGGGAAAUCCGGAGGAGUCCAAGAAGAUGCUUUACUCUGUGUAUCAACACUGGUUGAAGUUCUUGGAGAAAAUUUCUUGCCAUACAUGCCAGCUUUCAAGCCAUACUUGACUCUUGGACUGAAAAAUCAUGCAGAAUAUCAGGUGUGUCAAGCUGCAGUUGGUUUAACUGGUGAUAUCUGCCGAGCUGUAGGAAAUAAUAUAUUACCAUACUGUGAUGAGUUAAUGACUAUGCUUGUGGAAAAUCUUGGGGAUGAAACUGUCCAUCGUUCUGUUAAACCUCAGAUCCUGUCUGUGUUUGGUGAUAUUGCUCUAGCAAUUGGUUCUUACUUCAAAAAUUACCUAGCAGUUGUUUUGAAUACAUUGCAACAAGCAUCGCAGGCACAAGUUGACAAGACUGACUAUGAUAUGAUUGAUUACUUGAAUGAACUGAGAGAAGGCUGUUUAGAAGCUUACACUGGUAUUGUGCAAGGUUUGAAAGGUGAUGCUGAGCAGAUAAACCCUGAUGUCAAUCUCAUUCAACCACAUGUUGGACACAUGAUUUCAUUUAUUGAACACAUAGCUCAAGAUGAAGAUCAUAGUGACAGUAACAUAGCUGCGUGUUGUGGCUUAAUAGGUGAUCUCUGUGCUGCUUUUGGUGCAGCCAUGAUGCCUUUUGUUGAUAAGGAAUCCAUACAAGCCUUGUUAACGAAAGGCCGACGCUCCAAGGUGUCUAAAGCGAAAACACUAGCAAGUUGGGCCACUAAAGAGAUAAGAAAACUGAAGAAUGCAUCUUGAGCUGCUGAACAGCCUGGCAUGGUCAAAUGAGAAUAGGACCACAGGUCUUAAGUCGUCAGCGGUGGCGGCAGUCUCAACUCGUUUGAAUGAGUGUGAGCGUGAGUGAAAUCAUCUCAUCAAACUGUCACAAUCCCCGGCAGGCACCUACCUACCUCCCCGACAAGACAUCUUGAAGGGGCAGUCAAUCCCCAGACCCUCCCUCCCUCUGCUACCAAAUGGCUUACUACCAGCCGAUAAGUUGAAUAUUAGUGAUGCUUAAAUUUCUACUUAGGCAAAAGAAAAAAUUUAAAAACCCAGCUCUCGUAUUUGGGACUUGAAGGAAAGAUUUUAUAAAAUGAAACCAUAAUUUUGAUACUAUUAUUAUUAUUAAUUCAAAAUUUACUUCAUUUUUUUUUUUUUUUUUUUUUAAUAUACACUUGUUAGGCUCCAGCUCUCUUUUAUUGUUGUUAUGUUGUUGUUGACCCAUUCUAGUGUUGUACUUUAUGUAUUCAACAACUGAAAAGGGAAACUCCAAAAGAAGAAAAAAAAAAGUGAAAUAAACGGGCUGCAUAUUAAAGUCUUUCUUUUCCAAAUCCCAUUUUUCUUGUUAAAUCUGUGAGAGACUCAAAUUUGCUCAUUAUUAUUAUUAUUAUUAUUUAUUAUUCUUAAGAAAUUGUUAUCUCUUUAAGUUGUCUUAUUAUUAUCCUUAUAUACUUAUUGUAUAGUGGAUUUUAAUGGAAAAAUAUUCUCCUCCCAGCUGUGUCUGUCGUUAUGGUGACAGAAGUUCCUGAGGAGACGGUGGAGAAGAUUGAGGAGAACACUCAGCAAUUUGCAAGAAAUUGAUGUCCAGACUUGUGUUACCUCCACUGUCAUGGAGUUACGUAUUUGAAGUAGUUUGAUGGACCUAGAAGCUAUAUGAUAUUGCUGUUUGACACUGGCACCACGACAUAGCUAAUGAUGCCUGUUUAUGCCUUAUGUGUCGCAUUUUUUUUUCUCUCUCUCCUCUAUUUCAAAAUAGUUUUGAAGGUUUUCCCACCACCAUCACCCCUUCUGUUCAUUCAUAAACGCACGACCUCGUUAGAAAAUUGGUCAGAGGGUACAAAAUAGUUCUGGAAUGUUUUCCUACCAUCUAUAGCAUUGUUCCUUCUACAGGCAGGCUUGCUUUGCUUGCCUGGAAUUGCAGUGAUAAUAAUCUUCAACUUAGAAAAAACUUGGAGCAAGAGAAAGGUGCCUGCCCAGCAGCUCUGGAGGAGUUUAGGUGUCGUCUGUGCCUUCACACUGCCGCAGUACUUUAAUGUAUUGCUGCUCUAACCUGCCAACAUGGACUGCUGUAUGAAGAGUCAGUUCUUGUCAGUAAGCAACUAAUAUGAAAAGGAUUUUUAGGGCUUGCCUCAUUAGGCUGCAAAAGGAUAUGUGUGCACAUAAAUAUAUGUGUGUGUGUGUAUAUGUAUGUCUGUGUAUAUGUGUGUUGUGUACACAUAUAAUUCUCAGUAUUAUCUCAUUAGAAUCUGCGACUAGGUUCUGUGUGAAAGAAAGAAGAAAAUAAUACUUGAGUAGGUACUAGAAGGGUGGGACAAAAAGGUUACACAAAAUUGCCUAAUAUUGGUGGGUUUUUUUCCUCUUCCAAAAUUUAACAACUGAGCUUCAAAUAUCCUAUGAGUUGCCAACCCAAUGCAAGGACUAUAGAGAAAUUGCUGUUAUUCAGUAGCCCCAGAUAUCCAUGUGUGUGUGCAUGUAUGUAAGCGUCUAGAAAUUGCAUGUACCAAGCUUAAAGAUUUAAAAGCAAAAAAAAAAAUACAAACAAAAGGAAGAAAAAAAAAAAACAGGAAAAACAGAAAAGAAAAAAGAUGUGGAAUUAAAAAGAAAAAAAAACACAAACUCAACCUCUUCAGACUUAAUUAUGUUUAACUUUCAGCUAUUGUAAUUUAGUAAUCUAAUUUUAAACUGCUGCAUUUAAAAAACAAACAAAAAAAUUGUUUAUUUUUUUAUUUACAUUUUUUUAAAAAUUUAUUUUAGAUUGUAAAGCUUGGUACAUGCAGCUUCCCUUUAAGUCUACAGCACAAGCUUAGCUGUGAAAUGUCUUUUUCCUUCCCUCUCCUUUUUUCUUUCUAUGCCACACUUUUUUUUUUUUAGUUUAAAUGUCUCCUCAUAUUUCUGUCCUAAAUUUUUUUUUUUUUUUUUUGUAAAUUAUCACUUAUUUUGCAUGUGCUUGCAAUGAUUUCUGUAGUAAUUUUCUUUCCCUGAAUGUUUUUUUUUUAUAAAUACUUACGUUUCCUUGCAAACAGCUAUGUUGAGAAAGUAUAUAUUAAUUUGUGGCAAAGAAGAAAAAAAUUUUUUUUUAAUGGGUUAGAUGCAUUUGAACAGCCACUCUCUAUGAUUGAAAAGUAAAACAAAACAAAAAAAAAAACUGCCCCUGGGUUCAAGUAUCUGUCCCCAGUCCCUUCCUUUAUUUCCCUACCUCCUUCCCUCCCGGCCCUAUCCUACCCUCCUGGUUUUUAAAAGAAAAUACAAAUUAUUGAUGAGUUUUCUGUUUGUUUCUAUUUUUCUUUUCCUAAUGUUAUUUUCCAAACCUGUGUGCUGUGUAAAUCUAUAAUAAAUCAGCAGAUUACUA